AUGAGGGCCUUGUCUUCGUCAGUGAAGGUGGUAGCAUCGUUGUUAGGAACCACCGUAUCUCCUCUAACUACCAUAGGAACAAACGAGUAUGCUGAUGACUCUGCUAAUCCAUUCCGACAAGAUUAUUAUAAGAAAGCCAUUUACCAUCAGAAUAAAUCGGAACCUCCCAGGGUGAAGCAGAUUGAAGAAAAAGAAAAAGAUAAGUCUAGAGUUCUAGCGGUCAUUCAUGACGAUGAAGGAUAUGACUGGAGUGAGAUAUUGCCUGAGGAAGACACAGUUGGUUACGCAUUUGUAGCAACAAAGAUUGUUCCGUUUAAAGACAAAAGAAUGGAAGAAGAAAAGUUUGUGAACAGAAGAAUGAAAGCCCAAACAAAAGUAAGUAGAAUCUAUAACAUUUACAAAGAGGCAAAAAGGGCUAAAAGAUGGGAUGCAGACAGAGAAUGCUACCUUGAUCCUCAAGGAAAUAUCGCAAUUGAUCCCGAUACCCUCAGUGUUGAUGCAAUAAUUCAGCAAUAUGCUGAAGAAGAGGAAGCCAGACAAAGAGAAUGGUGGGGUGAAGGUGAAAAGAAAGUGGAAGAGAAAGAAGAAAAGGUGAAGAUGGCAGAAAAGAAGAUUGAUGAUGGAUUGAUAGAUACAUCACAGGAGCUCACAACUGAAAAUCUGAUGAAGAUGGCGGACAAAGUUCUAGCUGCAAAAGAACUGGAGGUAGAUUCUAGUUCUGGAACUAAGUCAAAAGGCCAGGUCAGUCAGAUGAAUACAAAUCAAGUGUCAGGUAAGAAUGAUAAAAGCGAAAGUGACUGCAAGAAUUGCAGGAAAAACUGCAAAGAUUGUAGUACUGUCGCUUACCUUAACAACAAAAAGGUUGAAGAUCUGACAAAAAGAGUCAGAGAGGGAAGAGGAAAGGAUUCUGAUAAAGGUCAUAAUGUAUCAUAUGCUAUUGAUGCUGAUACAACAACUGGUACAGUGGUAGAAAAGAUGGCAGAAUUUUUAAGGGAAAGCAGAGUUGCAAAAGCAAUAUCCAAUAGAACUGUGGUUUAUGAAUCACUUGUUAGAGCUUUCUGGGAUACUGCAAGGUUUGAUGAAUCAGAUAGUAUGAUACACGUUGUGCUGAAGAAAAAGGACAAAAAUGGGAAAGACGAAGAUGUUGAGAUUAAAUUUGGUGUUGCAGAUGUAAGAAGAGUUCUUGAUCUACAAGAUUCUGAUGAUGAUCCGACGAUCAUGUCAGAACGUCUUGUAAAAGGUUUAUGGUGCAGAAUGGGAUUUACUGGGUACAUAAACGGAAAGAUGUAUAAAAGAAACUUCUCCAAAGCAUAUCGAUACAUGAUGCAUUGUAUGGUACAUUCAAGGGCUCAUAGAAAAGGUGCAUAUGAUGAAGUUGUCGAUUAUAUCAUAAACUUCAUAGCAAGCUUGGUGUUGAAUAGAAGAUAUAAUAUGUCUCAAGUGAUAUUUGAAUAUAUGAAGGAAAAUGAUAAGAAUGAAGUUGACAGAUAUAUCAUGUAUCCUAGGUUUAUCAUGAUGAUAAUCAAUGAUCAGAUCAAAGAUCUUCCAAAGGACAGUAAUGAUGUGAUGGAGCUAAGCAAUGUAAAUCUUGUCACAAUCGGUAGAAUCACCAAAGAUAAAUAUGUGAAAACAAAACAGUUGAUAUGCAGAAUAAAGAACAAAGAGUAUGUUGCACCUGAAGAUGACAAAUGGAGACAUGACAACAGUGAUUCUCAUAAUGAGAAUGAAAAGAUGAAAGAUAUGGUCGAGAAAAAGACUAGGUGGUGGUGUGUCAGAGAUGGAAAACGAAAAAGGACACCUAAGUCAUCCCCUGCGGUUGUUAUUCCUAAAGAAGGAGAAAAGGGGUCUUCUGGAGAGCCACAGCAGAGGUUGGUUGAUGAGACAGUUUUAGAGCCAUCUGUGGUGAUUAAACAAGGAGCUGAAUUGUUAAAGCAUUAUUUGGAAAGUUACUUGAAAAAGAAAGAAGAUGUUGCAGCUCAACAAGCUCAGGGAUCAAGUGCCAAUGUUGAAAAAGUCACAAGGGUUGAACCAGAAACAGAAGCUCGGAAUAGUGCAAGUGAUGAAGAUUCUGAAGCUACUCAAUCUCAAUCAAAAUUAAUUCCUGAAACUCUUGGAAGAGGAAGAGCUCAAUUAAAGAAAAAGCCUUCAAAGAAACAAAAAGGAUCAGAUGAAGAAGGUUCACCUUAUGAUCCUGAAAAAUCAAAGAAGCAAAGAAAGAAAAGAAAAGCACCUCCUGCUGGAAUAAUUCCUAGAAAUGUCAGAGCAAAGAAAUCAGAAGCUGAGUCUCAGAAAGAUAAAGAUGGAAAGAAAGAUCAACAUGAAAAGACUCCAAGUGUUGAAAUUCCAAAAGAGCCAGAGGUGCAAACGAAAGUAGAUCCAAUUGUUGAAGCUGAAAAGAAAGCAGAUGAGGAUGAUUAUGUCGAGAUCAAAGGACUCAAAGCAGCUAGUCCUCUUCAUAUUCCACAAGAUAUUCCAGAAUCUUCUAAUCAGAAAGACACAAGUUUCUGUUGUGAUUUCGAUGAUCUUGGUACUGCUACCGGGAUUUUUACAGAAGAUCUUCCUGAAGGAGAAAGUGAUAUGUUCAAUGAUAAAGCUGUCAAAGAACUAGUUCAAAAGGUCAACAAUUUGGAGAAAGAGAAGGCUAAAACAGAGUUAGAGCGUGAUAUUCUAAAGAAACAAGUUGAUCUUUUGAUGAAAGGUCAUGAUCAGUUAAGAGAAGAAUUGAUGCAACAAAAUGAAGAAGUGAACAAGGCAAGGAAUGAAGCUGAAGACAACUCAAAGUUGUUUGAUCUCUUAGCUGCUGAAAUAACUGAUUUAUGUCUAAAGAUAAAGCAACUUGAGGAGGUGAACCAAACUUUAAAUCAGCUUCUCAGUGAAAUGAGUGAACCUACUUCAAACGAGAUGAAGGCGAUGAAGUUGGAAAUGGAAGCUAUGAAGGCUGACAAAGUGAUGAAAGAUCAACAACUUCAAAUGCUAACUGCUGUUGUGGAAAGUCAUCUAAAAAUGAACAUUCAUGCUGCAUUCGAAGAGAUAGAUGUGAUACAAACAAAUGAAAGAAGAAUGGAGCGAGAACGCCGUUUAGCCGAAGAAGCAACACAAAAGAAUAAAGGUGUUGCUGAAGAGGUUGAAGUGGUUGAUGGAUCAUCAAGUUAA
Molecule: messenger RNA, 3153 nt
Organism: Helianthus annuus (common sunflower)
Lineage: Eukaryota; Viridiplantae; Streptophyta; Magnoliopsida; Asterales; Asteraceae
Exons: 4
Coding region: 1-3153 (1050 amino acids)
Source: RefSeq, a predicted model, not a curated record